UCUUAUCUCAUCUAAGCCUCCUGCAAUGCACACUCUCCGCCAUCCCGACCUCCAGUUCACCAUAGGGAGCGGUGGGAGUUCUAGUUAGGUUGAGGGGGACACUUCAAGCUCUCUGCAGGAAACGUCUAUAGAAGUACAUGUGGAAUCAGCCAGAGCUUCGUACCAGUCAGUCAGUGCUUUGAGGUCAGCAACUUUACGAGGGUCGAGGAGAAUCUAUGCCAUCACCUUCACCGUGCCCGGCGGGAACAGACCCGGUAUUCUCUAGCAAUCUGCUGCCUGCUAGUGGUGACAACCUCCCAUUUCAAUGUCCUCCCUUGUCUGUCGCCAAACCAAUCCUUGAACCCCCUGGUCGGUUGGAUUCACGAACGAUGUCCCGGCUACUCCUGGCAGAGAGCGCCUGCGCCAUCAGUGCAGCCUUUCUUGUUGCUCCGUUUAUUUCGAUAAUAGAUAAAUCUAUUUUUGCUAAUGCAAGUGGAAGGGAACCUCUCGUGCGAGGUAUCGUUUCGGGAUUCAAAAGCCUGUUUCUGCAUCCGACGCAAUUCCUCAGACAGAUGCCAUUUAUCCUCGUAUGGGGAGUUUAUUCGUCCACAUACUGUGUUGCCAACGUUGUGGAAUGUCUUUGUGAGCAUCGAUGGAAUAUCGAUUGGUUCUUUCCAAAGUUUCUGGCAGCAUCCACAACAAAUGUCGUAUCUUCGGUUCUUAAGGAUAUGUACUUUACUCGAUUGUUUGCGUCUCAUACCGCACAAAACCGCCGUGUGCCAUGGUCGAGCAACCUUUUAUAUACCGCCAGAGACAGUCUGACUAUCUACGCCUCGUUCAAUCUUCCGUCCAUUGUGUCCCAGCGAUUGCAAUUACAAGUGGGAGUAGGCAAGGUGACAGCGGACACCCUCUCUCAAUUAGUCACUCCGUGUGCUGUCCAGUUUGUGAGCUGUCCUAUGCACCUUCUUGGCAUGGAUCUUUACAAUAGACCAACGGGAACAGCUACCUUAAUUUCGCGAUUGAAUUUUAUUAAAAGAGAGUAUUUGGGAACUGCUCUGGCGCGCGUGGGUAGAAUAUUUCCGGCCUACGGCAUAGGUGGUGUCGCCAACAGAGCGUUACGCGAGAGAGGCAGGAAAUGGGCGUUAGCGGUUCAUGGAUAACACCAUUUUUAUGGAAGCAUCCCAUAUUUAGUUGGAUGGACGUGUUAUAGACUGAAUACUAGAAUUACUGAAACGAUGCUCGUUCCGGUAUAAAAUAUUUUGCUUGCGUGCAGCUCAG
Molecule: messenger RNA, 1257 nt
Organism: Spizellomyces punctatus DAOM BR117
Lineage: Eukaryota; Fungi; Chytridiomycota; Chytridiomycetes; Spizellomycetales; Spizellomycetaceae
Exons: 2
Coding region: 216-1139 (307 amino acids)
Cellular component (GO): mitochondrion
Source: RefSeq, a predicted model, not a curated record